CUUUUACGGUAUUAACCAAUUUUUGUUAUAAUAAAUAGCCUGCAUUAAACAUGUAAUUUUCAUUCUAACAUUUGAGUUUCAUGAUUGAGAAUACAACUGUACAUGUGUACAAGUGCCAGUGUGCAGUUUAUACCUAUUGUGGAAAGAGAACAACUUGUUGAAAUAUAAAAUAAUUUCAAUUCAUAAUUUUUAAGAAUGUCUGCUGGAAAAAUACUUGUUUAUGGGGGGAGAGGUGCUCUUGGUGCCGCUUGUGUUAAUCACUUCAAGGCUAAAAAUUUUUGGGUCGGCAGCAUUGAUUUAACAGAAAAUGAGCAGGCAGAUUUAAGUAUAGUGGUGCCUAAAGAUGGAGACUGGGUAACACAAGAGACUUACGUAGUAAGUAAAGUUGGAGACGCUUUGAAUGGUGAAAAAUUGGAUGCUGUAAUAUGUGUUGCCGGAGGUUGGGCUGGAGGAAAUGCAAAAAAAGAUUUAGCAAAAAAUUCGGAUUUGAUGUGGCGACAAUCAGUUUGGACUUCUUCAAUAUCCGCAGCUGUUGGAGCACGAUAUUUACGUGAUGGCGGGUUGUUGGCUUUGACUGGGGCAAAUCCAGCUUUGAAGGGUACUCCGGGGAUGAUCGGGUACGGAAUGGCAAAAGCAGCCGUACAUCAGCUUACCAAAUCUUUGGCUGGCAAUGAAUCUGGUUUACCUAAAGAUUCUGUGGUCGUUGCGAUAUUACCCAUAACGCUUGAUACUCCGAUGAAUCGAAAAUGGAUGCCUGAAGCUGAUUACACUUCUUGGACUCCUUUAUCUUAUGUUGCUGAUUUGCUAAUGUCUUGGACUGUAAAUGAAAAACGUCCUUCAAAUGGUUCAUUAAUACAACUUGUUACAAAAAAUUCGAAUACAACAUUGAAAGUUACAGAAUGAAAAUAAAACUCCCUUCCACAACUUCAUUGGACUGGAUAAUCUCGAAAGCUUUAUUUUUUUUAACAAUUUAUUUACGGUGCUUUUUGGUUGUAUGUGUUAAGUGGUUUUUUUUAUGGAGAAAUUAGUUGUGGAAAAUUUUUUUUGUUUUGAAUGACAAUAAAUUGAAGAGAAAAAUAAAUUUUAUUUUAAAAAAAAA
Messenger RNA from Condylostylus longicornis, 1099 nucleotides. RefSeq names its product dihydropteridine reductase (gene Dhpr). Gene Ontology annotation, cellular component: cytoplasm. The transcript is spliced from 4 exons. Bases 196 to 903 code for a protein of 235 amino acids. NCBI's taxonomy places the organism in Eukaryota, Metazoa, Arthropoda, Insecta, Diptera, Dolichopodidae. Gene Ontology annotation, molecular function: NADPH binding; 6,7-dihydropteridine reductase activity; NADH binding. The record is from RefSeq and is a predicted model, not a curated record. Gene Ontology annotation, biological process: L-phenylalanine catabolic process; tetrahydrobiopterin biosynthetic process.